AUGAUUCAAAGUAAGAAGAGAUGUGGAUCGUCUGAGUCAAGAUGAAAGCCAAUCCCACAGCUCAUCAGACCAAAUGGGGAUAUGCAAGCUAUUGAGCGAAAUUGCAUUAAAAAUGGGUAUUCUGGAGAAUACAAUGGACAAGAAAUGCGAAAUAAGCCGCCUUGCACCGCUAGCUUUGGGAAUAAAACUGACAUAGAGCUCUAA
Blepharisma stoltei is the source of this 204-nucleotide messenger RNA. The record is from the annotation of a GenBank genome assembly. NCBI's taxonomy places the organism in Eukaryota, Ciliophora, Heterotrichea, Heterotrichida, Blepharismidae.